GGUCUAAAAUCCGUAAAAAUUCCUGAAUUUUUGGCUUGAAUUCCGUCACUUAUGUCUCUAAUAUGUUACCAAUGGACGACUUGCUACCGGAAGAUGAGGUCUUAGUUCAGAGAAAAGAUAGAUGGGAAGAUUUUUUCUUGCAACGUAAAGAUAUUGAAGAAGACGAAGAAGCUGAAGGUCUCGCAAUUGACGAAAUCUCCGACGUGCUCGAUAAAUCGCUGGAAAUCGAGUUGGAAGAAAAAGAAAAAGCUCCCGAAGCUGUAGAAGUUGUCGAAGAACCAAACGCUGCCUGCGAGGAAGAAAGCAAACGUUCGCUUACGAAAGCGCUCCAAGUUGCGAUCAAAGAACGCGAAGUCGAGUGGAAACAAAAAGGCCUGAAAUUCACCUUUAACAAGGUCGACGAGUGGCUAAAACAGAGCGAAACGCAAAAUCGUCGCGAAACUGUCGAUCCAAAGGGCGGACAUACCGUUGAAGAGUCAAAUCAGCGCGUCAUGCAAGUCAAACGAAAAUAUCGCGGAAGUGCCCAGAGCAAAGAUGCGUCAGAUUCGAACGACAUCACCGACGACGAAUCAGAUACAGAAGUUUCUGACGCCAGUUUCAGCAACAGUUCCGUCGAUACGGCAAAGUACAUUCGAGCAAAUCAAAAUAAACGGACAAAAGUAACGAAAAAGACGAUAAUCAAAAAGUACGUUGUCACGGAGCACGUUGAUCGACGACGUUCGAGUAUCUCCAAAUCGCACACAAAUCGUUUGAAGGCUGUUCCGGCUAUCACAGAAGGCACAAGCUCGAAUCAUGCGAAGAAAAAACGAAAAACGCGACACACUUUGAACCAACUUCGCAAACCGCCUCAAAAAUAUUCGAGUAGCAGUGACGAACCUCGUUCGGAAGAUGAAUCGCCGCAUUUGAAUCCGCCAAAAAAACCAUUUUUACCGAGUUUCUCCCUUGAUGAAAUACUAUUGAAGCCAGCAGAAAGUCCCGAAAUCAUCACGCCGCCGAAUAAAUCGCAAAAUUCAUCCAUUGAGGCAUCAAUUGAGGAAAUUCUAUUGAAACAGCCGAGAAUUGUUUUGAAGCCAAUUGCGAUAGAAGACUCGCCCAUUACGCGAAAAACGCCCAGAAAACUUCAGAGAACCAUAAGUUAUUCUUCCGAAUCAUCAAAUGCUUCUAAAAUGAACGAAACUGCAAAGUCAACGUACUCCCGAUACUCGAGCGUUUUCAACAUGAGUCGCAAAUCGUGGGCACAUUUGCCGAAAAAAUCCAUCCUCUAUACCCCAAGUGCUAAUACGUCGCAGGAUUCGACCGUUAAUAUCAGCAACGAGCAUUUUGAGCAAGUUUUUGGCGCGGAAACUGCUUCGGAAUUGCUUCAGGCGCAAAAAAUCACAAAAGAAGUCGAUGCCACAGCCACUGUAGUAUUCGAAAUUCCCGAUUCCGAGGACGAACUGAGCUGCGAAUCAUCCGACGUGGAUCCCAUGGAUUGUAAUAUGCUGCAAAAACCACGUCUAAAAAUCGUUCGAGAUGGUUAA
Messenger RNA from Culicoides brevitarsis, 1520 nucleotides. RefSeq lists its product as uncharacterized. The transcript is spliced from 2 exons. NCBI's taxonomy places the organism in Eukaryota, Metazoa, Arthropoda, Insecta, Diptera, Ceratopogonidae. The record is from RefSeq and is a predicted model, not a curated record. The coding region runs from base 63 to 1520 and encodes 485 amino acids.